Gongylonema pulchrum is the source of this 279-nucleotide messenger RNA. NCBI's taxonomy places the organism in Eukaryota, Metazoa, Nematoda, Chromadorea, Rhabditida, Gongylonematidae. The record is from the annotation of a GenBank genome assembly.
GAACCGUGUGAAGCGGAGUGGAAACUGAAUGAGGAGGGCACUGAAUAUAUACGAGUGAGCAAAAGAUCAGCAUUUCGAAUUCCUCUUCCUGAAUUGGCGCAAGCCACCUCCGAAUACAUCACUGCAGAUCGAUAUGUUGAAGCGCCAGGUAAAGAUACGCCAGCAGAAAUUGUUUUGGAAAAGACGUAUAAACCGAAGCUUAUGUCGUUUGAAGAAGAAAUCGCCGAAGAAAUGGGUAUUCAGGAUAAGAGAAAACUGCAACCAACAUAUUGGUACUAA